CCCCCAAGGGUGUCUUAUGGAGCGAAAUAGUGCCCCAUCAUUGGUGUCAGUGGGAGGAAUAGUGCCCCAUCAUUGGUGUCAGUGGGAAGAGUCGUGCCCCAUCAUUAGUGUCAGUGGGAGGAAUAGUGCCCCAUCAUCGGUGUCAGUGGGAAGAAACAUGCCCCAUCAUUGGUGUCAGUGGGAAGAAACGUGCCCCAUCAUUGGUGUCAGUGGGAGGAAUAGUGCCCCAUCAUUGGUGUCAGUGGGAAGAAUCGUGCCCCAUCAUUGGUGUCAGUGGGAGGAAUAGUGCCCCAUCAUUGGUGUCAGUGGGAGGAAUAGUGUCCCAUCAUUGGUGUCAGUGGGAGGAAUAGUGCCCCAUCUUUGGUGUCAGUGGGAGGAAUAG
Staurois parvus is the source of this 382-nucleotide messenger RNA. The record is from the annotation of a GenBank genome assembly. Lineage: Eukaryota; Metazoa; Chordata; Amphibia; Anura; Ranidae.